AUGUGGCUCAUCAAUUGCCAAAACUAUCAACUCGAGCAGAACGACAUCGACGGGCCAAAUGGGAUUCCCUACUGCAUCCUCUCACACACCUGGGGUGAUGAUGAAGUCACUUUUCAGGACAUGCAGAACUUGUAUGACAUUGCCGUUCACAAGAAGGGCUUUGAGAAAAUAAAAGGAAUGUGCGAGCUCACGCUUGAAUACGGACACUCCCACGCUUGGGUUGAUACAUGCUGCAUCGACAAGACCAGCAGCGCCGAGCUGACCGAGUCGAUCAAUUCCAUGUUCCACUGGUACCAGAAAGCAGCACUAUGCGUUGUUUACCUCGAGGAUUUUGCGCUCACUGAUGGCCAACUCACACCCACCAAAGCUGACCUUCAACCAUGCCGAUGGUUUACCCGGGGCUGGACCUUGCAAGAGCUGGUCGCGCCGAGGGACAUCGUAUUUCACGAUUGCAACUGGACCCAGUGUGGUUCAAAGGUGCAACUGCUGAACAUCCUCCAUUGCAUCACGAGCAUCGACAUUACUAUUCUCCGAUCUUCAGAUAAGCUGAACCAAGUACCCGUCGCUCAGAAAAUGUCGUGGGCAGCUAAAAGAAACACGACACGAAUAGAAGACAUGGCAUAUUGUCUCCUGGGCAUCUUCGGUAUCCACAUGCCGCUGAUAUACGGCGAAAGAGAAAAGGCCUUCCUCCGUCUCCAGGAACAUAUAGCUCAGAAGACAAACGACAUGUCUUUAUUUGCCUGGCAACAUAGCAAAACUGAAUUCGGACUCAGACACUCCGGCAUAUUGGCGAGACACCCCUCUUGGUUCGCGGGCGCUUCUGAUAUCAAACAGUGGCUUGAUCCCGUUAUACCAACGCCGUCGUGGACUAUCACCAACACUGGUCUUGAACUCCACACAGCACUCGACUCCUCACGCGGUGAAACUGGUCACCGGCUAUACCUGCACUGUACAAGUGGCCAUGUCGACGACAAAGAUGGAGAUCCUCCCGUUUUCACAAUCUGGCUGCGGAAGAUCAAGUCAUCCUACGUCAGAUAUCAGCCCUCUUGGCUGUCACUGACGCCUCAGUCACAGAUGAGGUUCGGUAAACCGUCCCUGGUCCGCAUUGCCACCUCUUUAACGCCGGCUGAGGUGAUCGAAGUGAACUCACUCUAUCUCUAUCAUUCGGAGCUCUUGUACCCGACUAUAAAAAUCCAAUGGGAGUGCAUCGAGGCGUAUUCACAUGGCUUCUCAGUCAGCCACAGUUAUUAUCCAGAGCACCUCUGGGACAUCAGGCGCGAGUGCUUCUUAGCCUCAUCAAGCCCUAGAUUUGUUGGUGUAGUCGAGAUCACGAUGUCGGCACCCAUAGGCGAUUCAACCUGGGAGGCGACAUGUUAUGUCGUUUGUGGACUUCGGAGAGUAGAUUCGCGGGCUGCCGAAGGCACUGACACACUUUGCCCCUGGGCGAUUGUACUCCAACAUCGUAAAGAGGAUGAUACUAUAGAAGGUCUGGAUUCGGGCUACACGCGAGACGACCUUGUCAACCCUUACAGAUUGUCUACACUUGGCAUCACGUUUCGGUCCUGGUUAGCUGGAAAUGAUCCUCCAAGCCUGGCAAUGAACCAAGUUCGGUAUGGCGAUAAGGGACAUUUGACUAUAUCUGCCUCGGUUCUUGCAGCGAAUCACCACCGUCAAUUAGGAGACACCAUAGUCAUCACCGUCACACCAGUCUUGUCAUCUCCCGGCUGGCCUCACAUGCGAUCUCGGGCCGAACACUAA
This is a messenger RNA of Podospora pseudocomata, 1758 nucleotides long. RefSeq lists its product as uncharacterized. Bases 1 to 1758 code for a protein of 585 amino acids. The record is from RefSeq and is a predicted model, not a curated record. The transcript has a single exon. NCBI's taxonomy places the organism in Eukaryota, Fungi, Ascomycota, Sordariomycetes, Sordariales, Podosporaceae.